UUUCAACCGGCGACUGAAACUCAGUGGUGCUCGCUCUCGCUAAAUCAUCGAGUAGGAAAGUCUCAGGCCGCAUGUGUGUUGUGAUAAAACUCUUACCCAUCGCUGACAGACAUAUUUACCACCGGUUUUAAGGUGUUUCGAGAAAAGUCGAGGGUUUAUUGUUAAUAACCGAAGAAGUAAAUAACAGAAGAUGCCCAAGAAAGCCAAAGAAGACCCAGAAUGGGAAGGAGAAGAGGGAGCAGCACCAGCAGCGGCGGCAGAAAAAUCUGUAAAGAAAGGAAAGAAGGAUAAGAAAGGGAAGAAAAGUUUCUUUGAGGAGCUGGCCACAGAUAACAAAACUGAGAAGGAUGAUGAACCUGUGGUAAAGGACACUCAAGGAAAUAAGAGUCAGAAAAAGAAGAAAGACCGGCGAAAAGGUAGGGGCGGAGACGCCACUGAUGACAAUGAGGAGGAUAUGAUGGAGAAACUGAAGAAGCUGUCUGUGCAAGCCAGCGACGAAGAGGAGGAGGAGGAAGAACAGGUUGUGGCCCCCAGAAAAGGCAAAGGAAAUAAGGGCGGGAACAUCUUUGCAGCUCUCAUUCAGGGAGACAGUGAUGAUGGAGGGGACGAUGAUGAGGACGAAGACGAGAUCCUAAAGAGGGAGGUUGAGAAGGUGCUUAAGGGCAAGAAAAAAGAUAAACCUAAGCCAAGCGCUAAGACUCCCUCCGACGAUGAGGCUGGGGAAGAGAAGAAAGAUGAGGAUGAGAAGAGAGCUGUGAAAAAGGGCAAGAAACCAGAAGCUAAAGCAGCCGUGACUAAGGCACCAGAAGAGGAUGAAACGGACAAGCCUCAGCAGAAGAAAGGCAAGAAGGAUCAGCCCAAGAGGAUGAAUAAACCAGCUCGCCCGCCUCGCAGCGAAGAUGAGGAAGAGGGAGAAGAUGACGAGAACGACACAAUGAAGUCUGCCGAAGACGUGAUCGCAGCGCAGGAGCUGGAUAAAGACGACCCCUUCGCCAACAUGAGCAAGAAGGAGAAGAAAAAGAAGAAAAAAUUGUUGGAGUAUGAGAAGCAGGUGGCCAGUGUCCGCGCUGCCAACGCCAUGGAGGGAGACUUCUCUGUGUCCCAGGCCGAGUUGUCUUCCAGACAGGCCAUGCUGGAGAACGCAUCCGAUAUCAAGCUGGAGCGGUUCAGUAUAUCAGCCCACGGGAAGGAGCUCUUUGUCAACGCAGAUCUCCUGAUUGUGGCGGGGAGGCGCUACGGUCUGGUGGGACCUAACGGGAAGGGGAAGACCACACUCCUGAAACACAUCGCCAACAGAGCUCUCAGUAUCCCCCCCAACAUCGAUGUGCUUCUCUGUGAACAAGAGGUGAUAGCCGACGACACCCCGGCAGUCCAGGCUGUGUUGAAGGCAGACACCAGGCGUCUGAAGCUGCUGGAGGAGGAGAGACAACUCCAGGCUCUGCUGGAGAAGGGAGAAGACAGCGUGGCUGAGAGACUGGAGAAGGUAUACGAGGAGUUGAGGAUCAUCGGGGCGGCUGCAGCCGAGGCUAAAGCCCGUCGGAUCCUGGCUGGUCUGUCCUUCACCCCGGAAAUGCAGAACAGAGCCACCAAGAAGUUCUCUGGAGGUUGGAGGAUGAGAGUCUCAUUAGCCAGAGCUCUGUUUAUGGAGCCCACCCUUCUGAUGUUGGAUGAACCCACCAACCACCUGGACCUCAACGCUGUCAUCUGGCUCAACAACUACCUGCAGGGUUGGAAGAAGACUCUCCUCAUCGUGUCUCACGACCAGAGUUUCCUGGAUGACGUGUGUACUGACAUCAUUCAUCUGGACAACCAGAAACUCUACUACUACAGAGGAAACUACUUGACAUUUAAGAAGAUGUAUGUGCAGAAACAGAAGGAGCUCCAGAAACAGUAUGAUAAACAAGAGAAGAAGCUCAAGGAUCUCAAGGCUGGAGGAAAGUCCACCAAACAAGCUGAGAAGCAGACCAAGGAGGCCUUGACCAGGAAGCAGGCAAAGGGAAAGAAGAAGGGAGGAGUGGAGGAGGAGAGCCAGGAGGCCACAGAGCUACUGAAACGGCCCAAGGAGUACACUGUCAAAUUCACCUUCCCCAACCCCCCUCCCCUGUCCCCGCCCAUCCUCGGGUUGCAUAGUGUGGACUUCGCCUUUGAGGGACACAAACCCCUCUUUAAGAACGUGGACUUUGGUAUCGACAUGGACACAAGAAUUUGUAUAGUUGGACCCAAUGGAGUAGGAAAGAGUACCCUGUUACUGCUGCUUACUGGCAGGUUAACCCCGAACAAGGGGGAGAUGAGGAAGAACCAUCGUCUGAAGGUGGGCUUCUUCAACCAGCAGUAUGCUGACCAGCUGAACAUGGAAGAGGCACCGACGGAAUACCUGCAGAGGAACUUCAACCUCCCCUACCAGGACAGCAGGAAAUGUCUGGGACGCUUCGGACUGGAGAGCCACGCGCACACUAUCCAGAUCUCCAAGCUGUCAGGUGGUCAGAAGGCCAGAGUGGUGUUCGCUGAGCUGGCGUGUCGGCAACCGGACGUUCUCAUUCUGGAUGAGCCUACUAACAACUUGGACAUCGAGUCCAUUGAUGCCUUAUCGGAAGCCAUCAAUGAGUACAAAGGGGCGGUGAUCAUCGUGAGCCACGACGCCCGGCUGAUCACAGAGACAUCCUGUCAGCUGUGGGUGGUGGAGGACCGCUCCGUCAACCAGAUCGACGGGGACUUUGAGGACUACAAACGGGAGGUCCUGGAAUCACUGGGGGAGACCCUGGUCCAUAAGGUCAAGGAAUGAACCACCCACCUGCCAGAGAACCAGGGCUGACCCCAAAUGGCACCCCUUUCCCUACAUACUUUGACCGGCACUAAUUAUGGGCCCCUGGUCUUAUGGGCAAUUGGAGGCCAUUUCAAGUGGACCCAAUGAGGACAUGACAAUGCAAUAUAUCCUAACGCUGAAACCACGCCAUGUCAUCUGCUCCUGGGGUACAUCUCUAUGCUAAAGUGGCUUCCCUUCCUUCCUUCAUUUUAUUGGAGGAGGCAUGGACAAAGGAAGCCACGUUUGACAACCGAGACACACCCUGGUCAAUUUUAGUAUCCUCUCGGCCUAUAAGACGCAUACAUUUCCAAUACAAGUCCAAAUCCCCCCCCUUGUCCUAAAACACACCUUUAGAUCUGAUCAGAUCCAAGAGAGUCUUUGUCUUUGAGGCAACUGGGUGAAUUGGACAUUUAGAUUUGCCAAGCUGGCAUGUUUCACCAAUGUAACAUGGGACAGUGUGACAGGAGAAACAUUUUAAAGGAUUAAAGAAUGGCUAAACCUUAACACCUGUGGCUCCUUACAGGACAGAAGCUCCAACUGACUGGGAAUAAACCAGUUCAUAGCUGUAAAAUCAAGUAUUUACUACAAGCAAAAAUGAAAAUAAAAUGAUUUUGCAUCUUAA
Esox lucius (northern pike) is the source of this 3425-nucleotide messenger RNA. It is a transcript of the gene abcf1, whose product is annotated as ATP-binding cassette, sub-family F (GCN20), member 1. The record is from RefSeq and is a predicted model, not a curated record. The coding region runs from base 191 to 2782 and encodes 863 amino acids. Lineage: Eukaryota; Metazoa; Chordata; Actinopteri; Esociformes; Esocidae. Gene Ontology annotation, molecular function: ATP hydrolysis activity; ATP binding. The transcript is spliced from 24 exons.